This is a messenger RNA of Epinephelus lanceolatus (giant grouper), 1682 nucleotides long. The record is from RefSeq and is a predicted model, not a curated record. Lineage: Eukaryota; Metazoa; Chordata; Actinopteri; Perciformes; Serranidae.
CACACACACCUCACACUGCCACACACACACCUGCACACACACCUCACACUGCCACACACACACCUGCACACACACCUCACAACAGUAAAACACACACUGCUGGUACUACACACUCCUCCUGGCCCCCUGUGGACGUCAGCUCUGGGCGGUGCUCCAGGUUGACUGAGGAGAAGUUGAAGCAGGACUCUUGUGGACCCGUCAUCCUCACCCCCAUCACCUCCUCCACCUCCUUCUCUGCUCCUCUUGAGGUGGAGGGAACCUCCAGCCUGACGUCACAGGAGCAAAGAGGAGGUACUGACUCAGACAGAGGACUGAGGCUGAACUCUGAACAUGAACGCUGCACAGAACAGAGAGAGGAAGAGGAGAAGGAGGAGGAGGAGGAGCAGUGGAAAGGGGAGGAGACAGAGGAAGAGAGGGAGGAGAAAGAGCUGGUGGAGAGACAGGAGGAGAGACAGGAAACAGCAGUGACAGAUGAUGAAGGUGAAGAGAAGAAAGAAAAACAGCAGGAGGACACAGAGCGCAGGAAGGAUGAAGAUUUACUGAAUGAAAGUGAAGAGGAAGAGGAAGAGUUGGAUGAGGAGAGAGAUGAUGAGUUAGAGGAGGUGGAGGUAGAAGAGGAGGUGCAGGUUAUAAUUGUACCACAGAAUCAAGACAGAAGGGAGGAGGAGCAAGUGAUGACACAAGAUGAAAGAGGAGGAGGAGAAGAGGAAGACGGGAAGGAGGAGACAGGAGGUGAACAAACACACACAGAUGAUGAAGCUGACUGUACGAACACACACACACAGGACUCUUAUUCUGAAAAUAUUACACUACACACACAGGACUCUUAUUCUGAAAAUACUACACUACACACACACUCCAAGGACUCUUACUCUGAAAAACACACAGUACAAACACACUCUAAAGACUCUUAUUCUGAAAAUAAUACACAGCACUCACACUCGGAAGAGUCCUAUGCUCAGCCCACACACUCCAAGGACUCUUAUUCUGAAAGGAACACAGCACAAACACUCUCUGAAGACUCUUAUUCUGAAAGGAACACAAUACAAACACACUCUGAUGGCUCUUAUUCUGAAAGGAUCACAGCACAAACACUUUCUGAGGACUCUUAUUCUGAAAGGAACACAGCACAAACAGUCUCUGAAGACUCUUAUUCUGAAAGUCAGACUGUACACACACAUACUGAAGAGUCCAACUCUGCAGUAAUGGACACAGACUCAGUUUGGACUGAACCAGAGGAGUCUGUAAACAAACCAGAAGAGAAGAAGAAAGAGGAUGAAGAGGAGGAUGACGAAGAGGAGUGCGACUGUGAGGAGGUUGGUGGAGGAAGAACUGCAGAUCUUCAGACUGAAGGUCUCACCAGUCCUCCUGUCCAGUCACCUGUCAGUGUGUCCACUGGUCCCAGUUCAGCAGAAUCACAACAGCCAGCAGCGUCUCUGCAGCUACACCAGUCAGCUGCUCCCACAGUCCCAGUACAGUUCAGCCAGUCCUCCCAGUUCUCCCAGUCCAGCUUCUACAGUGUGCUGCUAAGAUCUGGAGCUCUGUGUCUGCCUGGAUCCAGAGACCGGAGUGGUCGAGCUCUGCUGACCGUCUGCACCAAGAGCUCCGUGUGGUUGAACCCUGACUGUGACAGCGCAGAGCUGCUGCGCCUCCUGCUCUACUACACCUCCACCCUCAGGUAG